Messenger RNA from Rhizophagus irregularis DAOM 181602=DAOM 197198, 543 nucleotides. RefSeq lists its product as uncharacterized. The record is from RefSeq and is a predicted model, not a curated record. NCBI's taxonomy places the organism in Eukaryota, Fungi, Glomeromycota, Glomeromycetes, Glomerales, Glomeraceae.
AUGACAUUAAAUAGGAAUAGAAUAAGAUAUCAGUCAGAAGUAUUAGAAUUGAUUGACUGGAAAACAUCAUUAAAAUUAAAUUGUAUUGAUCAACACUAUACUUUAUUUGAAGAUUAUUUUCUGCAAUCGUUUAGGACUAAAAUUUGUUGUAAUGAAUUACCAACAUGUGAUAAGGUUGAAAAGUUAAAUAUGUGGGAUAUUGGUUAUUUUUAUGAUUUCACUUUUUUGAUGAAAAAUCAAGUUAGUCACCAGUUAGUUGAUCUGUUGAAGUUUUACAAGAUAACAGAUGUAAAAGUAUUACGAAGGAUGUUAAAACAAAUAGUUAGAAAAAUUAUUUUAGAGUUUAAGAUAUUGAUUUGGGAACCAAGGAAUGAAUUGCAGAUUGCGAAAGAAAAGAAGUUUGAUAUUAAUAGUAAAGAUAAAAAAAUGAAGUUGAAUAGUAAAAAACGUGAUGAUACAAAUGUUAAUGUAUUAGGCUUCAGUGAUGAGACUAAAUGGAACAAAUGGAAUAAUUUAGCAUUCUAUGAUCGAGAGGGGCACUGA